AGAGAAAUCAUAAGUAGAUGGAGAGGCAGGCAGAGAGAGAGAGAGAGGGAAGCAGGCUCCCUGCUGAGCAGAGAGCCCGAUGCAGGACUCGAUCCCAGGACCCUGAGAUCAUGACCUGAGCCGAAGGCAGCGGCUUAACCCACUGAGCCACCCAGGCGCCCAGCACUUCAGUUUUUAAGGUUCUUUACAUUUUUAUCUAUUAAAAUUUUUCUGUAUACCUUUCUGCUCAUCUAAAUCUAGAAAUCUCUAUCCAGGGACACCUGGCAGACCUACUUGGUAGAGCACGGCAACUCUUGCUCCCCAGAUUCAUGAGUUCAAGCCCCACGUUGGGAGAGAGAUUACUUAAAAAAAAAAAAAAAAAAAAAAAAGGAAACAAAUGUCUCUUCAAACUUUUGUUAGGUAUAUAUUCAGUUAAUACUCUCACCAAACGGCAUUUGGCAGUAAUAUUUGCUGCUCAGCCUAACUUUUUUGUACUUGGUGCCUAUGGCAUUGACACUAAUACCCCUCCACCUCUCAUGGUGAUGUGUCAUUCUCACUUGUAAAGACACACUCCCUAUAUUAAAAUGAGUUUUUAUAAUCUCAAAUACUCUGAAUUAUUACUCAAAUCCUAGGGCGUAGAAGGGGUUGGAUUGGUUUUAGGUUCAAAUAUAUUUAAUUUCCACUCUUAAAGGUGUGUCUAAGCAAUAGGUGGUGAAACAUAAAUGAGACAUAUCCACCAUGUGCAGUAUAUAAAUAGGACAAUUAGCCAAGGACAAGUACAGAGUGUUUAUAUGAAGGGCUACUUUGUGAAUAAUUGCAUAGUCCAAAAUGUUAUAUAGUAUGUUUGUGUCAAAUUUGUAACAUGUCCACAAGCAUUCUCAUCUUAAUUGUUCAUGAUAAGAAUGAUGUUUUAGGGGCACCUGGGGGAUUCAGUGGGUUAAAGCCUCUGCCUUCAGCUCAGGUCAUGAUCCUAGGGUCCUGGGAUCAUGCAUCGGGCUCUCUGCUCCGCAGGGAGCCUGCUUCCUCCCCUCUCUCUGCCUGCCUCUCUGCCUACUUGUGAUCUCUGCUUGUCAAAUAAAUAAAAAUCUUAAAAAAAAAAUUAUAUUUUAGUCCUGGGGUACUGAAAAAAAAUACACAAAAAAUAGCUUUUAAGCUUCACAUUUUUUUAAAAAAUAUGCUUUUAACUUUUAUUUAAUCUCUACAGCCCACAUGACCCCAAGAUCAAGAAUCAUGCACUCUUUCAACUGAGCCAGCCAGGCACCCUUUAAGCUCUACAUUUAAAAAAAAAAAAGAUUUUAUUAUUUAUUUGACAGAGAAUGAGCAUGUACACAAGCAGGGGGAGCAGCAGGCAGAGGGAGAGGAAGAAGCAGUCUCCCUGCCAAGCAGAGAGCCCAAUGUGGGGCUCCAUCCCAGAACCCCAGGAUCAUGACUUCAGCCAAAGGCAGAUGCUUGACUGACUGAGCCCACCAGACACCCCUAAGCCCUAGGUUCUUAAUCACCUGCUAAUGUAACUGCUCUGGGUUGCUAUGAAGUUAGCAAGACAGUGUUCUGUCUGUGGCAACAAUGUCAUCAUAAUUAGAGGAGUGAGUCAGUGAAGUUCUAGAAGAGAGUCUGUCCCUACUGGCAGUGAUGGCUUCAGGGAAAGACACUUGUCCUAUCUUACCUAAGCUUGCCAACAGUUGCUGUGAAGAGAGUUCAUACAAGCCUUCUAAUAAGUGUAAUGAAGUUCAUUUGCCACGGUUUUCAUUAAAGCAAGGGAUGAUCCCAAGACAUUAUGUUAUGCCUUGGAAAGAAAACAUGAAAUUCAGGAAUGUGAAUCUGAAGCACGCAGAAGUAUGUGGGAUCCACGCUGGUCCUCUAGAAGACACUUUGUUUUUGAAUCACAGUGAAAGGCUCUGCCAUGGGGAAGAUCGGGCAGUUGUCUUGAAGAAAGGCCCACCAGAAAUAAAAAUUGCAGAUAUGCCUCUGCAUUCCCCGCUCUCCAGAUACCAAAGCACUGUGAUCUCCCACGGCUUCAGGAGGAGACUGGUCUAAGAAUGGAAAAAUAAAGUAUCAGAGUAUUUCAACCCCAAUCUCUUUUCUCCCCACAAAUCUAAGCCUGUUGCACAAUUGUAUUUCACCUACAGAUUCACCUUUUUUAAAGGCUAAAAUAAAAGUCAGUUGUACUCUUCAUCCAUUAUAAAAGUUUCUGGGGGC
Messenger RNA from Mustela lutreola (European mink), 2175 nucleotides. It is a transcript of the gene SPMIP10, whose product is annotated as sperm microtubule inner protein 10. Gene Ontology annotation, biological process: flagellated sperm motility. Lineage: Eukaryota; Metazoa; Chordata; Mammalia; Carnivora; Mustelidae. The transcript is spliced from 3 exons. Bases 1609 to 2013 code for a protein of 134 amino acids. The record is from RefSeq and is a predicted model, not a curated record.